AUGAAACUACCUACCAAUCUAUCUGGAUAUAAGAGGAUUUUGCAAGCAACUAUACCACCCAUCUUCCUAACUGCUACUUUCUCAGGAACUCUUGGUAUAUUAGCUGCAUGCAUCGGAAUAUUAGCAAUAUUGAGUGAAAGAAACAUGAUCAUGUAUCUGCAUCUAUGUGCUUUGACCAUUGUAAUAUUUAUGGAAAUAGGCAUAGCAUCGACAUCCUGUUUAAUGAACGACCAAUUCUUCACUGAAGCUCAUCGUUCGUUAAAUACGAAUGUUAAACAAUAUUGGACAAAUCUUCGUUAUCAAAUAGAAUUUGAUGAUUUACAAACAACAUUCCGUUGUUGUGGGGCUGAUUCAUCCAACGAUUAUCCACAUGUUAAACAACUUCUACCGAUUUCAUGUUUGUCUGGAAUAAAACCAUAUUCACUGGUGUUCGGUGUUGUUCUGUUAGCACUCGGAAUUCAACCACAAAUCACAUUAAAUCAAUUCAGAACUAUACUACAAAAUGCGAAACCAGAGAUCUUCCUGGCUGUCAGUAUCUCAGGAGGUCUCGGUGUACUAGGAUCAUGUGUUGGAAUUUAUGGACACUCGAAGAAACAGAAAGUGAUCAUAUAUAUGAACAUUGUCGUUUUGUUUAUCGUGACUUGUAUGUGGAUCGGUAUGGCAUUUAAAGUAGUUGUAACGGAAGAUAGGUUCGUUAAUUUAGUGAAUAGCUCGCUGAGUUCUACUGUUAAACAAUAUGAGAAACGAGUUGAUUAUCGAAUGGAGUUUGAUCAAUUACAAAAGAGUUUUUACUGCUGUGGAGCAAACUCGGAAAAUGACUAUCGAUAUAAUACAAGGGUAGUACUAACACCUGCUUCAUGUAAAUACAACAAAUUUGCAUAUCCUAAAGGAUGUGUAUCAGCGAUAAUUGAAUAUACACAAACUUAUCUAAAUAUAAUCAUGUAUCUAUGUUUCACAUUCGGGAUUAUUCAAGCGGUCUACCUGAUAUUGUCAAUUAUGAGAAUACGUAAAUUUGAAGGUGACGAUUUCCUAUCUGCAUAA
Schistosoma intercalatum is the source of this 1041-nucleotide messenger RNA. The record is from the annotation of a GenBank genome assembly. Lineage: Eukaryota; Metazoa; Platyhelminthes; Trematoda; Strigeidida; Schistosomatidae.